UUCAUUAUUUGCAGCCAAAUUCAAUAUUUUCUGGACUGAGUAGCCUGAUUAUCGUCAUUAACAUUAGAAAAUUUUAAACAUUAGAAUUAUUCCAUAACAGGAAAUUGUGCUCAACCUACUUCUAUUUAUACCAUGUUUUUGAUCUUGACAGAACAUUUAAGGGGGCUGUGUAACACUCAAAAGUAAUUCAUGGGCAUCACUGUGAAUUUCGGCUGGUGACGUUAGACUUAGAAAUAAUGCUGAAUGCAUUAGGAUUGUCAUACAUUAAUGUGUUGAGGUCGCUUCUAUUACUAGCUAUCCAUAACUGAGGUUUGAUUGUUAAUUCUGAAGCUUUUGGUGCAUCGAGUGUUCUUGGGAAAGCCGAGCCUGAGCUGAGAAAUGGAGCGAACCAUUGGCGUCGUGGGUUGGGGCGUAGCCGCGCUCAGUACUGGCGUGGCAGGCUGGGCGCUGUACAAGUGGUGCUCUCUCAGACGAUACAUUGACAAUGUUGCCACCAGCAAAUAUUCUACCGAGAGCGAAGUCAACAAGCAGCUUGUGCAUCAUUAUGUUGAUAUGGAAAACCUAGUGCAUCUGAAGGAAUUGAUAUCGCCCUCUGCUGAUAAAUACCAUGAACGGCUUGCACAACUCUGCUCAGAAGCCUGCGAUAAGUACGGAGCCGGUAAACUUAGCGUGCUAGAUGUUGGCUGCAGUGUAGGCGGCGCCUGUUUUCAUCUCUCGAAACAUUUCUCAGAGGUGGUUGGCGCUGACACCAGCUUCGAAAUGCUGGCUGCUGGUCAGCAUCUAAAGGUGUAUCCUGAAUUUGUUUCGGUCCUAUCUAGUGAAGGAGGAAAGCACAUCAAAAUAUACAAGAUCAAAGUGCCCGAUAAUUGUCUUAGAGAUAACAUCGAAUUUGUUGAUAUGGACGUAUGUUCAGAUUUUAUGAAAGUAGGCUUCAACUGCGUGCUCGUGUCGAACGUCUUGACUGAUCUCCAGUGCCCUAAAAUUUUUCUCAAGAAUCUUGCUGCAGUUUUGCCUCCGAAGGGAAUACUAGUGAUAGCGGAUCCUUUCCUGUGGCCCGGUGGUCCUGAGGAUAAAUUGAACGGAGAUGGUAGUGUGAAAACUAGUGCUCUGCUUGGUAGGAUUCUUGGAGAUUCUUGGACUAACAAGGAAACAACGUCCAUGCCUCUCUACAUACCGCAGUCAGAACGCGUUGCUUUGGUCGCGUCAGCCGAAGUUUCUGUGUGGCAGAGGCUACCUGAUUCAGAAUCGUCUGACUGAGAAGAACUAAUGGAAAAUUCUUCAGUUUUGGCAUUGAAAUCUAUGGGCCAUUAUCAUUUAUCAUUACCUGUUCUGAAUUAUUUAAUCUUUCAAGUGUUGCUUCUACAUGUAGAAGUGAUGUUACUUUAGUAUAACUUCCAACUUUUUACUCAAGUUUUUUCUCGAGUGAAUGGAUGUAAUUGCGAUUGUUAGGAUGCUUAGGUAUGUACUAAUUUAAAUUUUGAGAAGAUGAAUACUUAUUCACAUGCGCCCAAUGUGUUCGCAUUAUUGCAAGGCGAGUAAUAACUCAUUUGAUUCGAUUAACUACUUAAUAAUAUUUAUUUGCGCUCGCUUGAGAAUGCUUGGUGAAGAUCUUCUGACCUGAUUUCAAUAACGUCACGUCUCAUUCUUUACUGUUCAAAUAAUCAUCUAAGCAUCGAAGUCCUUGGAAGGAUUCUGAAUGUUCCAAUAAAAGUCAGUUGUAUCAGGAUCCCAUUUUUACUAUCAGUGUUGUCUAAAGCAUCAAAUCACUCCAUUGUGAUCAAACUUUCGAAAUUUAUGUACAGUUUAACUGUCUGUAGUAAAAUAAUUCCCAUUAUGUUGAUAAAUUAUGAGACCUAUUAU
This is a messenger RNA of Hyalella azteca, 1860 nucleotides long. RefSeq lists its product as uncharacterized. The record is from RefSeq and is a predicted model, not a curated record. The coding region runs from base 379 to 1257 and encodes 292 amino acids. The transcript has a single exon. NCBI's taxonomy places the organism in Eukaryota, Metazoa, Arthropoda, Malacostraca, Amphipoda, Hyalellidae.